Molecule: messenger RNA, 1527 nt
Organism: Psilocybe cubensis
Lineage: Eukaryota; Fungi; Basidiomycota; Agaricomycetes; Agaricales; Agrocybaceae
Exons: 14
Coding region: 1-1527 (508 amino acids)
Biological process (GO): carbohydrate catabolic process
Molecular function (GO): alpha-amylase activity; calcium ion binding
Source: RefSeq, a predicted model, not a curated record
AUGCGUCUCUUCGCCUUUUCCCUCCUCUCAGCUCUCUCUUUGCCCCUUGUCAAUGCUGCAACUGCAGAUCAGUGGAGAGGCCGUUCUAUCUACCAAAUAAUUGUUGACCGGUACGCCCUUCCAGAAGGCGCGGAUCCCACUGCGUGCAACCCCGCCCAGCAGUCCUUCUGUGGGGGCACCUGGAAUACUAUUCGUGACAAUCUCGACUAUAUUCAGAACGCUGGCUUCACCGCAGUUUGGAUUAGUCCCGUGAAUCAGAAUUAUGAGGGUCCCCGCUCGGCCUACGGCGACCCUUACCACGGCUAUUGGAUUGCUGAUGCUACCAAGCUCAACUCCCGAUUUGGCACUGCUGACGACCUCAAAGCUCUUUCUGCGGAGUUGCAUCGCCGUGACAUGUAUCUCAUGGUUGAUAUCGUCGUCAACAACGUGAUGGCAACUACUAUUACCCCAGACUAUUCAAAGUUCAUGUUCAAAGACCCCUCAAUGUACCACCCAUAUUGCCCUAUAGACUGGGGUAAUACCACCAGUGAACAAGACUGCUGGCUCGGUGACACAAAGGUCCCUCUGCCCGACUUGGACACAACCAACCCAACCGUCAUUCAACAAUACGGAGAUUGGAUUGCUGACCUUGUGACAGAAUAUUCUAUCGACGGCCUUCGUAUUGAUGCUGCCAAUCCUAUCGCCAUGUACCAAGGCCCUCAAGCUCUGGAUUCCGUCCUCAACUUCCCCUUGUAUGCUGCUCUGCUUGGAGCAUUCCAGAUUCCUGGACCCGCAGAUAUCACAACACUGGUAAACGUCUUCGAGGAAUCGAAGAAGAAAUUCGCCGACGUCACACUUCUCGGUAACUUCUUGGAGAACCAGGACGUGCCCCGUUGGCACAACCUGACGGUGGAUCCGCAGAGCAUGUACAAUGCUAUGACAUUCACUUUCAUGUCCUCCGGUAUCCCGAUCGUUUACUACGGGCAAGAGCAAUACUUCAGCGGAAAUGCUGAUCCAAUGAAUCGUGAACCUCUCUGGCCUUCCAAGUAUGCGCAAACCGAUGCUUACAAGCUGAUCACCACACUUAACAAGUUCCGCAACUUCCUCGUCAACACGACCGACUGGGCGACGCAAGAGGCCCAGAUCCUAACGGCUGGCCCCCAAGGACUUGCCAUCAUGAAGGGACCUGUAAUUUCCAUUGUUACCAAUAUUGGAUCACCACCUCAAAACGGCACCCACAUCUCGGCUAAUACACCAUACGCAUCAUCUUCUGCUUUGACAAACGUUAUCACAUGCCAGCAAUGGGCCGUAGGUGCCAACGGCAAAAUCGACGCGCAAUAUACCCUGGGCGGUGUCCCUAAUAUCCUAAUUCCCAGCGACAUGCUCCAUGGCUCGGGGCUCUGUGGCGAGCAGCUCAAGACCGUUGCAGACAACGGCGGCAAGGCAGCCGCUCUGAGCUCUGGCCACCGCCUGUCCUUCCCCUCCGCGUCGGCCUCUGUUUCCCUAUUGCUCGGGUUUUUGUUUUGCCUGCUUGCGUCUUCGACAUGA